CGAGACAAAAAAGCUUCCGCAAAAACUGAACUAGCACGUUGUUUACGUUAUGACGAUAUCACAUAUUGUGAAAUUGUGGACAUGUAAUAAAACAUGUAGACAGUCUGAAAGCCUUAAACUGUUACGAUAGCAUUCUCACAACACUCCGAUAAGUUAGCCCAUUACAAGCAGGCUCGCUAGUAAUGUUAGAAAGCUAACCUUCCGUUAAUAUUCAGUAACGUCCCGUAUCCUGAAGUCUUGCCGACUGCCUAAUAAUGCAAAAAACUGUGAGAAAGAUGUCACUAAGCUAUGAUCCCAUCAAUGAGGACAACACCUUCUCGAGCGGGGAUUUUAUCACAGGACGAGUAACUCUGGAACUGUCAAAAGUAACGACGAUAAGUUCCCUCUCAAUUAAAGCCAAAGGAGAAGCCGACGUUCACUGGACAGAGAAAUCUGGCGAUGACGAUACUUCUUACUCUGCGCACGAAAGAUACUUCAAAUUGAAACAAUUCUUUAUACAUAACGGCAAGGGGAAAGGACAAGAAUAUGAAUUGCUGCUGAUGGGGCAAAGUGGAGAAACGUAUCCAAGUGUUGUUGCUCCUGGAACCCAUGUGUACCCAUUCAUUAUUCAGAUCCCUGAAGGGAACAUGCCAUCGUCCUUUAAGGGGCUUCACGGCAAAAUUGUCUACACACUGGAGGCGAAGUUGAGCCGGGCAAUGCGGUUAAAUAAAACAGAAAGGACUGAAUUCACGUUUCACUCGAAAGCAGAAAGGAUGGUCCCUCACCUGGUGGAACCCUGGUCUGGGUCUGUAGAGAAGAAGAUGAAAUUGUUCACCUCUGGGCAUGUCUCCAUGAGUGUUACCAUUGAAAAGACAGGGUACAUGCAAGGUGAACAGUUAAAGGUCUUGGCGGAAAUUGAGAACAAUUCUUCACGUGCGCUCGCACCCAAGUUUGCCCUGGACCAACGGUACAGCUUCAUUGCAGGUACCUCCACAAACAACGUAUCAAAAAGAAUUUUCAAAGUGGUUGGACAGCGCGUUCCGUCAUCCACACGACAGAGUGUAACCGAAGUCCUGAGUCUCCCUCCAGAUCUAACGGCUUCGCUUUUUCACUGCUCCAUCAUCAAAGUCGAAUACACGCUACAGGUCUACAUGGAUGUUCCUUAUGCUAAAGACCCAACGGUGAAAGUCCCUUUGGUAAUUCUUCCCAAUACUUGGGGAAUUGUAAACAUGACACAGCCAAGCAUGUUGAUGGGGUUUGAACCAUAUGAGAACAAUAACCAAGCUGGAUGGAAUAGCUAUCCACCUCCAACUGCCUCUGGUGGGUAUCUACCACAAACUGCCCCUGGAGGAUAUUCAUCCAAAACUGCCCCUGGAGGAUAUCCACUCCAAACUGCCUCGGGAAUGUAUCUACUCCAGACUGACCCUGGUGCACCUGCAACCGAAGCAAAGUGAACAAUGUAUGCACCCCUGUCUUAUUUAAUAUUUGCAGAUGCUUUAACAUUAAUGGCAUUUUUUCAUUCCUAAUUUCAUUACAUAUGUAGGCCUAACAAUGAAACCCUACCAUAACAUUUUCAGGACAUUAAUAUUUGUAUUUUUACCUAUAAAACCACAGCUGAGAAAGUGCCACGGUGGGGACUAAGAGUAACGCGUGCUGUUUAAUUGGAGUGGUAUGUGCAUGGAAACUUAUGUGCAGUAAAUAAUUAAUUUACAAUUCCAAAUUUCUCAGUCCCCUCUAAUGGCCCACAGAUUUGGGUCUGCUGUUGUUAACGGCGUGCCUGGUAAAGACCAGGGCCUGGAUGAGUAUGUGGAGCACGCCUCCUAACGUCAGCCUCUAUUAUGCAAGCCCUUUUAAUGUAAUCAUUCAAUCACAGACAUAAUGAAUCAGUGGAUUAAUAAACGGAUAAUCGUACUGGAAUAUGUAAUAUAUUUUUUGCAUGUAAGACAGCUACAGAGACACCUGGUGGGCAAUCAGCAGCAUGAAUGUUGAUUUUAAAAAGUUGAGAAAAACUCCAGAGCAGUAUGUAACAUAGGAUCCCGACAGCAAUGAGUGUACUCAAAGGAUUCCAUGCUGUCUCUCUGCCCAUUAUCACCUAAAGACUUGGCAUUGACUCAGUGACCCUGAAUUACUAAAUCACAAUGACGCAUAAUAAUAUCCUGAGCAGGCUCGUUCAAAGAAAUGUACAAAUAGCAAUGUAAGAGUAAAAUCAUACAACCGCUUGGUCAUAUUCCAUAGGCAACAGUUGCUGUCAGGUUUUAUACACGUGGUCUUUUAUAUCAAUGGAAAAAUUUCUAAUAACACUAAAUCGAUCGAUUGAAAUACUUCCUCUAACUGCAUUAAAAAUCAAUAAAACAAAUUCUCUUAUACAUCUAUUGAGUCCGAUUUUGCGGAAUAAAAAUGAAUGCUCCAAACACUGCUCACAAAUGUUGAGGGUAGAGCUAAUUAAUUGUGUUGAAAUUCAUGCAGGACUAUUUAUUUGUAUUAUAUUUAGUAAAUGUGCUAUCUAUUAUAUUUACUUUGUGUUCUUGUGUUCGAACAGUUCUUUGGUAAUGACGUAGGAAAACAGAUUUGAAAAAUUUAUAUUGUCCUGUUGUUAUUACCCCUAUAACUGGCACUUUAUGAAAUAUUCUAUAGAAAAAAUAUUUGAUAAAAUCUGACUGGUAUGAAUUAAAUAAAAUUUUACAUUAAACAAUCAA
Messenger RNA from Anguilla rostrata (American eel), 2675 nucleotides. RefSeq names its product arrestin domain-containing protein 3-like. Gene Ontology annotation, biological process: protein transport. NCBI's taxonomy places the organism in Eukaryota, Metazoa, Chordata, Actinopteri, Anguilliformes, Anguillidae. The coding region runs from base 255 to 1433 and encodes 392 amino acids. The record is from RefSeq and is a predicted model, not a curated record. The transcript has 7 exons. Gene Ontology annotation, cellular component: plasma membrane; cytoplasm.